Molecule: messenger RNA, 1694 nt
Organism: Notolabrus celidotus (New Zealand spotty)
Lineage: Eukaryota; Metazoa; Chordata; Actinopteri; Labriformes; Labridae
Gene: lrrc42
Product: leucine rich repeat containing 42
Exons: 7
Coding region: 280-1521 (413 amino acids)
Molecular function (GO): protein binding
Source: RefSeq, a predicted model, not a curated record
UUAUUUUGAAAGAAACUCGACUGUGAGAACUAGCACGGCUAGCUGCAGCAUGGAAAUACUUGCAAUAACACCGCGAUAGCUUUACAAAACUCAGCAAAAGUAUGCAGAAUACGAAGAGAAAAGAUGAGAUAAGCGAACGAAAUGCGUAAAGGUAAUCUUAGUCCUGUGUUUAGCUCAGUUUUAGACCAUAGUUUGGCUAACUUGCUAGCUUCCCUGAGUUUUUAAGAUGCAUCAGGUGUUUAGCUCUUGACAUACUUGAUCUGACAGUCUUGCCUCAUCAUGGACAAUAGCACCGUUUAUGUCCGAGAGAGAGGCAGCCUUCGUCGUGUCAGUGACAUAGUCCUGGCACAUCCAAAGCCUGUAUCCUCGCCAUCAUCAUCAUCAUCAUGCAGAAGGACAAAUCCCUUUGUGCUGAAAAAGGAGCACUUCAUAUUCACCUACAAUGCAGAGGGAAGUCUGAGAUACACAACAAAAUCUCUCUUUGACAUCACUCUGCUAUUCGUGGCUGACAACAUUCACCACGUGGACUCUCUGGUGGGCUUCCCUGAGCAAAUAGGAGACAGACUUUUUGCAGCAGCAGAGGAGAACCAUGUCUUCUCAAACGCAGACAUUUCUACUAAAGCCCUGCAGUUAUUCAGCGAUGCAUAUAAAGAGAUGGUGCUGCGAUCCCUCUGUCUGAGGAACAGAUUUCCACUCUUGCAUGAGAGGAUGAGUGAAAUCAGAACAUUUCAUAGUUUGAAGUCUCUGGAUUUGUUUGGCUGCAGACUUGGUGAUGAUCACGAGAUCUUCCUACAUCUAACAUCCAGCUCACUGGCGAGCAGUCUGAUCCAGCUUUUCAUCGGUGGUAACAGUCUGUCAGAUGUUGGUCUACAAAAAUUGACUGCACCAAUUCGUAUGAUGAGGAAGGGACUGGACUGUCUCCAGGUUCUUGAUCUUUCCUAUAACCCCAUCACAGAGAGAGCUUUCAGAUACCUCACAUGCCUUCCAAAACUUGAAAAACUUGAUAUAUCUGGGACAAGUUUCAAGCUUGGCUCCAGAUUAAGGACAACCAUAUGGGACCUGCUGGGGCUCAUUUAUUCUGAGGAACCACUGAACACUUUUGAUCAUGUGAGAUGCAAAACAGAAGGCUGGGCAGAGCAGGUGGUACACCAGUGGGAAACAAAUAACUCACACAUGCCAAAACAGAAGAAAAUUGAGGAAUCCAGAUCUUCAGCUCUUCGCUUUUUUGGCAGACAGAAGUUUGUCAGGGAUGUCCUGAAUGCAGCACCCUUGUUAUGUCAGAGCGCAGAAGAUACCAAGAGUGAGACGCUGCGUUUCUACAGACCUGCUGCAAACAGUCACAUACCAGAGAAACAGACUCCAGCUGCAACCUAUCAUCCAGCAAAGCAUUCCUGUCUCAAUAUAAAGAAAAGACAGCGGCAGUCAGAAAGAUGUGACAGUUCACAUCAAAGCCCUCCCACUAAACGUCCGUCCUCGUCAGCUCUCACUGCAGAGGACAUGGACUUGUUAAACAGCUACUGAUGGGGCUGUGUAGCAUUUCACAAUGAGUGUGUCAGUUCUAAAGUAACAUUAAGGCUCCAAUCAACAAGAACAUGCUUCAAGUUCAAGACAACCAGCUUUUUGAGCUGAGAAGACUCUUGGAAACAGGUUUUGUUGUUCAUAUCAUUUUUGUAUAAUAAAGUGUUGAAUUUUGA